AAUGGAAAUCCAUCUGACAAACAAACGUCCAAAACCUGGUGAUGGUUGGCAGCGGUGGUUGGUGUGCCUGGUCCUGCCCGUCCCGUGACUUGAGAGAGUGACCACCGCCACCACCAGUGAUCAGCGCUCCUCAACACUCCUGUGACGCGACCCAGAGUGACGCCAUGGCUCAGCCCUCCCUCGCAGCUGCCCUCCCUGAGGACAUAGAUAGAGGUGUGGCCGGGGCAACAAGUGUGCUGGUGCAGCGGGCCAAUGAGAUCCGCAUGCAGAAGGUCAACUGGCCGUCGUACCUCCAGUCACAGAUGAUCAGCCAAGAGGACUAUGAGGUGAUCAUUGCGGUGGAGAUGCCUGGCCAGAACCGUGCUGCACUGCUCCACAACUACCGCCUGCAGGUGGCCCGCACCUUCAUGAACCUGCUGGGCCACAUCAGCAAGGACCAGACCAUCCAGUACAUCCUCAUCCUGGUGGACGACAUCCUCUCUGAGGACAAAGGGCGGGUGGAGAUCUUCAAGGAGUAUGCCCGUAAACACAAGGAGAGCAUGUGGAGCCCCUUCCUCAACCUGCUGACCCGCCCUGACACCUUCAUCAUCAACAUGACAGCUCGCAUCAUUGCCAAGCUGGCCUGCUGGUCCCGCGAACCGAUGGACGGCUCCGACCUCACCUUCUACCUCACUUGGCUCAAGGACCAGCUCAGAACUCCGAAUAACGAGUACAUGCAGUCAGUGGGUCGGUGUCUACAGAUGAUGCUGAGGGUGGAGGAGUAUCGUACCAUCUUCUACCAGCUGGAUGGAGUGGUCACCAUUGUGCAGGUGUUGAGCUCUGGAAAACUGAACUUCCAGAUUCAGUACCAGCUCACCUUCUGCCUGUGGGUGAUGACCUUCAAUAAUGCCAUCGCCGAGAAGAUGAACAAGUACAGUGUGAUCCCCACCCUGGCAGACAUCCUGAGUGAGAGUGUCAAGGAGAAGGUGACUCGCAUCGUGCUGGCAGUGUUCAGGAACCUCAUUGAGAAGCCUGAGGAUCCUGCCAUUGCCCGGGAGAACUGCAUUCAGAUGGUGCAGUGCAAGGUGCUGAAGCAGCUGGAGAUUCUGGCCCAGAGGAAGUUUGAGGAUGAAGACAUCACUGCUGAUAUUGAGUUCCUGAAUGAAAAGUUGCAGAACUCCAUACAGGACUUGAGCUCAUUUGAGGAGUACUGUUCUGAGGUGAAGUCGGGCCGCAUGGAGUGGUCACCAGUGCACAAGAGUGAGAAGUUCUGGCGGGAGAAUGCCGGUCGCCUUAACGAGAAGAAUUAUGAGCUGCUGAAGAUCCUCAUCAAUCUCCUGGAGACAAGCAAAGACACACUGGUGCUCUCGGUGGCGUGUCACGACAUCGGGGAGUACACACGUCACUACCACCGCGGCAAGAGGGUACUGGAACAGCUUGGAGGGAAGCAAUGGGUGAUGCAACAUCUGACGCACCAAGACCCCAACGUCCGCUAUGAGGCACUGCUUGCUGUACAGAAACUCAUGGUUCACAACUGGGAAUACUUGGGGAAGCAGCUGGAGAAGGAUGCACAGCAGAGCACUCCAAGAACCUGAUCAGAUUGUGUGGUCACAAUCACAGGUAACAUCCAAGUACUGUCUGGUUGUGUUGCAGAUAAUGUUGCCAGUUAACUGUUGUGAUGUGUGUGUUUCUUUCAGAUUGUGGAAUAGAAUGUUAUGUUAUGCUGUAUAACACUGUGGAUGUUAAUAUCUGAUUGGUGGUGUAUUAUCAGAUUACAGUUUUAAUAUUGUAAUGUAAAGAUGUUUUAGCCUUCUGUUGUAGAAUUGUUAAAAAUUAGUAUAUUUCAUGUUGGGUAACAUGGUUGUGGGGAUUAUAGAGGAUUAACAUUCCAGCAGAAGUAAAUAUAGUGAUAUGGAGAACAUUAGUGGUACAACAAAGGGGUUGGUGAGCUGAGGAACUACAUUAUCAGUACAUCCUACCUUCUUCCUAACAAGUGGGUUGCUGUUUAUCACAAAGCAUAAUGCUCAAAUACAUUGGAAUUGUUUUCAAAGCGUAUUUGCAGGAAAAAUUAAACUUUAAAUCUGAAGAUCUCUACAAUUUUAAUAAAUCAAGAAAUUUACUUAAUAAAAAGUCAACAAAUUUUUUUAAAUAUUUUUACACAUACAUUCUUCUUUUGUGAACAUGCAUGGAAUAAUCUGCCCAUGGAGCAGUGUUAACUAACUAAACUGACUUUCAAACAGGUUCUUAUACUUAAGAGUGACAAUAGACUCGCCUGUAAUUAUCAUUCCCUAUCAUUCAUAUAUCAUAGUCAUUAGCCUUCAGGUAUGGAGAGAGAAUUAGGAACAUGUACUUAACUGAAGCACUUAUUCAACACUAAUCAUAUUGUGCACACUUCUUUAGUGGUUGUAUCUUUUGCAGCUCAGAAUGUGUUAAAUAUAGAAUAACCUAGCAAGGCAUAAAGAACCAUACAUACUAAUGUAAUGUAUUGCAUUGAUGAGUAAUUCACCUGUGAAGUAUUCCAUGUUGUUGAGUGGGUGCAGUUAUCAACUCCCUAGCCCCAGUGUUGUCUUCCAGGGGUGUGUGUAAAAUAUUAUGCACAAAGUGUCUAUGGUGUUAAAAUGUGAAUUGUACAUAUAUAUAUUACGUAAAAUUUGUUUAACAAUUAA
Molecule: messenger RNA, 2645 nt
Organism: Scylla paramamosain (green mud crab)
Lineage: Eukaryota; Metazoa; Arthropoda; Malacostraca; Decapoda; Portunidae
Gene: VhaSFD
Product: V-type proton ATPase subunit H-like
Exons: 12
Coding region: 165-1574 (469 amino acids)
Biological process (GO): proton transmembrane transport
Cellular component (GO): vacuolar proton-transporting V-type ATPase, V1 domain; lysosomal membrane
Molecular function (GO): proton-transporting ATPase activity, rotational mechanism
Source: RefSeq, a predicted model, not a curated record